Molecule: messenger RNA, 3178 nt
Organism: Myotis lucifugus (little brown bat)
Lineage: Eukaryota; Metazoa; Chordata; Mammalia; Chiroptera; Vespertilionidae
Gene: BNIP2
Product: BCL2 interacting protein 2
Exons: 10
Coding region: 372-1316 (314 amino acids)
Biological process (GO): apoptotic process
Cellular component (GO): cytoplasm
Source: RefSeq, a predicted model, not a curated record
GGGUUUCAAGAUGAUGCCGCGCCUGCGCCUGCGCCUCCGCCCGCGCCCGCGCCUGCGCCUCCGUCUCCACCGGGUGCGGCGCCUGCAAGAAGGUCCGCAGGUAGUCACUUCCGCCGGGGCUGCCCUCUGCAUCCGGGUCAGCGACGCCGCUACCGCUACUGCUGCAUCUGUGGCCGGGGUCCUGGGCUCGAGUCUCCACUGCGGUCCGAGGGGAGCGGGCUCCGCUCGGCGCUACCUUCUGCGACCUGGCCGUCAGCCCCACGUCGCCGGCCUGGAGGGGCGAAGAAGACGAGGGGGCCAAGGCUUCCUCCGGGGACAUUGGCUCUCUGGAUUAUCAGGAGUUUGUAGUUGACAUUGAGUCCAAGCUAAGGAUGGAAGGUGUAGAACUUAAGGAAGAAUGGCAAGAUGAAGAUUUUCCAAUACCAUUACCAGAAGAUGAUAGUAUUGAAGCAGAUAUAUUAGCUGUAACUGAACCAGAGAACCAGCCUGGCUCACUAGAAGUUAAUGGAAAUAAAGUAAGAAAGAAACUAAUGGCUCCAGACAUUAGCCUGACCCUGGAUCCUAGUGAUGGCUCUGUGUUGUCGGAUGAUUUGGAUGAAAGUGGGGAGAUUGACUUAGAUGGCUUAGAUACACCAUCAGAGAACAGUAAUGAAUUUGAGUGGGAAGAUGAUCUUCCAAAACCCAAAACUACUGAAGUUAUUAGGAAAGGCUCAAUUACCGAAUACACAGCAGAGGAGGAAAAAGAAGAUGGACGACGCUGGCGUAUGUUCAGAAUUGGAGAACAGGACCACAGAGUUGAUAUGAAGGCCAUUGAACCCUAUAAAAAAGUUAUCAGUCAUGGAGGAUAUUAUGGGGAUGGAUUAAAUGCCAUUGUUGUGUUUGCUGUCUGUUUUAUGCCUGAAAGUGGUCAACCUAACUAUAGAUACCUGAUGGACAAUCUCUUUAAGUAUGUUAUUGGCACUUUGGAACUAUUAGUAGCAGAAAACUACAUGAUAGUUUAUUUAAAUGGUGCAACGACGCGAAGGAAAAUGCCUAGUCUGGGAUGGCUCAGGAAAUGCUAUCAGCAGAUUGAUAGAAGGUUACGGAAAAACCUAAAAUCUCUAAUCAUCGUACAUCCCUCUUGGUUUAUCAGAACACUUCUGGCUGUUACAAGACCGUUUAUUAGCUCAAAAUUCAGCCAAAAAAUUAGAUACGUCUUUAAUUUGGCAGAACUAGCGGAACUUGUCCCCAUGGAGUAUGUUGGCAUACCAGAAUGCAUAAAACAAGUUGAUCAAGAGCUUAAUGGAAAACAAGAUGAACCAAAAAGUGAACAGUAAGUUUGGCAUCUAGUCCAAACAAGACUGAAGAAUGUGCUGAUGAAGCAGUGCUCUUUUUUGCAUUUACAAUGCAUUUAUUGGCCCUGAUUUUUAUGUAACCUGUUACAAAAUCAACUUGACUUUUUCUCAAUGGACUUUUGUAUAAGGGACUGUUCACUACUGUUUUGGUUUGUAAAUCUCUUGAAUUUAGCUCUUUACUAGCUAAUGAUAAUGUAAUCAUUUUAUAUUUUAUAUUGCUUAAAGCAGAGAUCCACACUUUAUAUAAAGUGGUUUUUGCAUUUGUUUAUUGAAUGAUGCGUCUUCUUCAGUAAAAUAUUUAUAUGCCUAAUUGGUCAAGGAAAGAGAUAAUAUAUAUUUUUAUGUUUUGAGCAAUAUUUUUUAAUGUAUACCUGUCUUUUGGAAGAAUAUGCAGAUAAAUAAGACCAUGAUUUUGUAAAGUGCAUGUUAGAAUUUUUGUGUUUUAUAAAUGGCUAACUACAUUUCUUGGGUAACUUAAAAAAAGGAAGUGGCUCAUAAGGUUAGGGACAAUUAAACUGAUUCUCAUGAAUACCCAAAGGUCAUGCAUAUAAUCUAAGUAGAUUAGUACCAUCCUAAGCUUUUUUAAUCACUUAACAUAUAUUGUUCCUUAAUUCAGAAGCACAAUUACAAGUGUAAUGCACACUUUUUCCUUUUUAAACUUAAAGACAACUUAAAAAGCCAGUUUUAGAACUGGAGAAUUUAAGAGGGUAAGAAUUGAUGUUUGUACAUAUAUGUAUAUAUAUGGGACAUUUUAUUUUCUGGCCAAAAGACAGACCUUUAUAAAAAUCUUAGAUUUGUUCACUAAUGUGAAAUAAGCUGCUUCCAGGGUAUCACUGUUGUGAAUUUGUGUGGGUGCAGUGUACUAUUCAGAGAACAUGAUGAGUUAUUCACUGUCACUACUUUUUUGUAGAAAACAGGAGCUGCUUUUUUAAUUGCUCCCAGUGUGGGCACUUUACCAUAAUACUUCCAUAUCAGUUAUUUGGACUUGGUAGUCAGAUACAGUAUGUUUUCACAUUUCCUAUAAGUUAAGCUAUUUUCUAAAUCAUAGAGCAUCAUUGUAUUAUACUGUUUUGGAUGACACAUUUGAUAUAGCAUAUAAACUCCUUGUUUAAUUUGGUAAAUACCUUGACUCUACAUUGAAAUCAAUUGUACUUAUGCCUCGAAAAAGAACUAAAUUUACCCACAAAGUCAUCCUAAAAGCAGAUUGGUCUAAUGUUGUGUCAUAUACUUGUGUGACUCAUACAUUUGGUAAACUCCAAAUUUGAGGGUCACAUCACAUUCCAGUCCUUCUUAUAAGGUAAUUUACAAGAGUGUCCUGGAGUAGCAUAAUUGAAGUGGAUGAGAGCUAAACUUUUAAGAUUCAUUCUAUUCUGGACUGAAGACACAUGUGGCUUUUACCAUUUCCGCUUUUAGUAUAAAGUUCCUAUUACAAAAGGGAAUUUUUCUUUACCUUUUGUGCUCUUCAGUCAUAAACUUGCAUGCUAACUUAAAUCCAAUGAAGGGGGAUGUUGGAGGAUUCCCAGGACGAGAUGCCCUCAGGGCCUCCUGACUUGACUUGGAUCCAGCAGCUAUAGGCAGAUCCCAAACUAAUGUCACUAUAGUGAAUAAAAUCAAGCCCUUAUUGUUGCUUAAAUGUUAGAAACACUUUGUACUGAAACACCAAAUUAACAUUAAUUUAGGUAUUCCUUCUGACUUCACUAUAUAAGAAUGAUGAGAAUAAAGGAUAAUACUGAAUUUAAUUGUGAUUAGAAUCUAUAUUUGUAGAGUGCUUUAGCCUUUUAUCUACAGGUCUUCAUCUGGCUCAGAAUGGGCUGAGCUUUAUUAAAAUGGGUGGUUUUCCUCUA